Molecule: messenger RNA, 1593 nt
Organism: Jaculus jaculus (lesser Egyptian jerboa)
Lineage: Eukaryota; Metazoa; Chordata; Mammalia; Rodentia; Dipodidae
Product: UDP-glucuronosyltransferase 2B15-like
Exons: 6
Coding region: 4-1593 (529 amino acids)
Molecular function (GO): UDP-glycosyltransferase activity
Source: RefSeq, a predicted model, not a curated record
AGGAUGUCAACAAAGUGGAUUGCCACUCUUCUGCUGCUACAGAUGAGUUGUUACUUCAGAUCUGGAAACUGUGGAAAGGUGUUGGUUUGGCCCAUGGAAUUCAGCCACUGGAUGAAUCUCAAAACAAUACUGGAUAAACUCGUGCAGAGGGGCCAUGAAGUGACUGUUCUGAGACACUCAGCUUCCAUUUUUCUUGAUACCAGCAAAUCUUCUGGUUUCAUGUUUGAAAACUUUCCGGUACCUAUUAGUAACGAUGAACUGAAAAUAUUUUUCGCACAGUGGGUCAUGGAUUGGAUAGACAAUGUGCAAACAGAUACUUGUUUGAUGUAUUCUCCAACACUGGAUAAAAUGAUGAAGGACUAUUCUGAUGUUGCCUAUGACUUAUGUAAAGCAGCAGUUCUGAACAAGCAGCUUAUGACAAAACUACAAAAAUCAAAGUUUGAUGUCCUGCUCUCAGAUGCUAUUGGUCCGUGUGGUGAGCUGAUAGCCGAGAUGCUUAAAAUUCCUUUUGUGUAUAGUCUUCGCUUCUCUCCGGGCUACUAUAUGGAAAAGUACAGUGCUGGACUUCUGGUGCCUCCCUCUUAUGUCCCCAUGAUUUUGUCAGGAUUAAGUGGUCAAAUGUCCUUCUGGGAAAGGGUAGAAAACAUGAUAUGCAGGUUUUAUUUUGACUUUUGGUUUCAGACAUUUGAAGAAAAGAAAUGGGAUCAGUUCUAUAGUGAGGUUUUAGGAAGACCCACCACCCUAGCUGAGCUGUUGAACAAAGCUGAAAUGUGGCUCAUUCGAUCCUACUGGGACUUGGAGUUUCCUCGCCCAACCUUGCCCAAUAUUGAAUUUGUUGGAGGACUCCACUGCAAACCUGCCAAACCUCUGCCUAAGGAAAUGGAAGAUUUUGUGCAGAGCUCUGGAGAAGAUGGUGUGGUGGUGUUUUCUCUAGGCUCCAUGGUCAGUAACAUGACAGAAGAAAAGGCAACCGCAAUAGCAUCAGCCCUGGCACAGAUUCCACAGAAGGUUAUUUGGAGAUUUGAGGGUAAGAAACCAAAAACUUUAGGACCCAAUACUCAGCUGUACAAAUGGAUUCCCCAGAACGAUCUUCUUGGUCAUCCAAAAGCAAAAGCUUUUAUAACUCACGGAGGAGCCAAUGGCCUCUACGAAGCCAUCCAUCAUGGCAUUCCGAUGGUGGGCAUUCCUCUGUUUGGAGAACAGCGAGACAACAUCGCUCACAUGGUGGCCAAGGGAGCAGCUGUGGGCUUGGAUUACAAAACCAUAUCACGUUCAGACUUGCUCAAUGCACUGGAGGCUGUCCUUAAUGAUGCUUCCUAUAAAGAGAAUGCCAUGCGGCUGUCCACCAUCCACCACGACCAGCCUAUGAAGCCCCUGGACCGCGCCGUCUUCUGGAUCGAGUUUGUCAUGCGCCACAAGGGGGCCAAGCACCUGAGGCCACUUGCGCACAACCUCACCUGGUUCCAGUACUACUCCUUGGAUGUACUUGGGUUCCUCCUGGCCUGUGUGGCAGCCAUUGCUUUUCUUGUUGUAAAAUGCUCCUUGUUUUUUUAUCACAAUUUUGUGAAGACUGAGAAGAAAAAAAAAGAAUGA